Messenger RNA from Syngnathoides biaculeatus (alligator pipefish), 6691 nucleotides. RefSeq names its product zinc finger protein 687b (gene znf687b). Bases 434 to 4483 code for a protein of 1349 amino acids. Lineage: Eukaryota; Metazoa; Chordata; Actinopteri; Syngnathiformes; Syngnathidae. The record is from RefSeq and is a predicted model, not a curated record. The transcript has 10 exons.
UUCGUGAACGCGAGAAUCCUCGGGCAGCCCGUCCCACCCCGCGCCGUCGCUGACGUCUUGUAAUGGCUGUCACCCCAUCGCCUGGCUGUUGUGUUUUUCUCCCCCCACCCCUCCAAAUGGCGAAGGCUAGCCUGUUAGCUUGGUGACCCCCUUCUUCUCAGUCUCUGGCCAGCUAGCCAGCGGUCCUCCGUCGGGGAAAGUGGGGGGUAGGGGGGUAUUGUUCCGGAGCCGAUGUCGCCGUCACGCAAGGCGGCGACGCUCGGACGGCCGCCCCGUUUGCAACCGCCUUGUUAUCGGACAUGCAUUAAUACCAAAUAUGCAGUUUUUGCCUCCCAUUCAGAGUAUGAUAUGCGCCGAAGGAGGGGUUUGGAUGCAGUCGGGCUAACUGGCUAAUGCUAACCGAUGUCACACUCUGGCCUGUGCUAAUCCCGUAAUGGGGGACAUGAAGACCCCAGAUUUUGAUGACCUGCUGGCAGCGUUUGACAUUCCGGACAUAGACGCCAAGGAGGCCAUCCAAUCUGCGCCGGAUGAGGCAGAAGGACCCCAUGGGCCCGCCGGGGCGCCCCUGGUUAAGUCAGACGCCACGGUGGGGCCAUCCAGCCCCUCGGACCCACAGGGGGACACGUCUAUUGUGAGUGUCAUCGUGAAGAACAAAGUACGCGCCGAGACGGCGGCCGGCGGUGAGGAUGGUGACGCGGAGCCGGACGCCAUCGACGUGAUCGCAGGGGUGGACAUGGUCCCUCGUCUUGGCGGGAUGGCUGAACCGGAUGUUCUCAAUCACAACGGUUUCGGGGUUUCUGGGGUCCCCGCCCCGCUCUCCGUCAGCCAGUCCAACGGUGCCCCGUGGCCCCUCAGUGUCCCUAAAUCGUCAACGGAAACUUUGAGUCCGGCCAAGUCCGCUAAGCAGGGAGGAAACAUUUUUAACAGACUGAAGCCUCUGCUGGGCCCCGGUUCUGGAGAUCCGGUUGGCCGGGCAAGGAAGAUGCAGCUCCUGCAGCAGCAGCAGGAUGCGGCACAGGAGAGAGUGGAGGGCCUCAAAGCUACGCUAGCCUCUGGAUCUUCCGCAGGACUCGCCCCGACUUACUUCCCGGCCCCCAAGCCUCUUCCCGCGCCGCCCGCCACUCUCUCCUCACAUAUCAAGUCUUUUAACGGCACCCCUAAAAUGGCGGACUAUCAGCACCAGCAGAUGGAGGAAGAGGAGGAGGAUUCUGAUGCAGAUUUGGACAGUCCGCUGGUCAUCCAGGAGAACCCGGACUCUCCGGUUUCCGCUCAGAUGAACAGCCGUUAUAAAGAUCUAACCCAGCCCACGUUGUCCGCUCCGUCUCUCCCCAAGCCUGGGUACACCCCCCAGGGGGGCUCAGGUGGAAGCGAGACCCCUCAGCCAGAAGAGAAGCACUCAGAGCACGUCAUAGAGGAGAGGGACUCCCCGGAGAGUCCGGAACCAGAGGCGCCAAAGUCAACCACUCAAGUGGCGUCCGCCAAAAGGUGUUCCAGCCCCGCGGGGGCCUCCACGCCGUCGUCGGAGCUCAGGGAGCCCAAGGAGGAGGAGGAGGAGAUGGAGGUAGGAAACGGGAUCGACAAAACGGCGGAUGGGAACGCCGACAAGUCAGAAAACGCUUGUGAGGAGAAGCUGGAGACGGACGAGGGCAAGCCCAAAGUGGUCCCCGCCGAGGGUGCCGUCGUCGCCGUCCCGGCUGCUCCGGGGGCUCCCUCGCGACCACUCAAAGUGCGAAUAAAGACCAUCAAAACGUCCACGGGCGGCAUCACCAGAACGGUGACGAGGGUGGCCUCCAAGGGCGCCGCCGGUGGCAAAGGGCCUGACCCGAAAGUGGGAGGUGAGCGCAAGGCACUGGCCAACAAAGCUCAAAAGAGUGAUCAGCAACAGAAUGUGAGCGCCCUGAACGCCCUACCAGUGUCCACGCUCGCCGCCAGCAGCGUCAUGCUCGCCGCUGCCACUAAAGUACAGAACAAAAUGGCCGCCUCCGACAAGGCGAAGGUUUCGGUCACCGCCGUCAACAUCACAAAAUCCGCCGCCCUGCCCGCCACUCCCGUGGCCUCGUCGCCCAAGUUUUCCGGGAUCAGCGUGCGGGCAGCCGCAAAAGGCUCGCCCAACGGCGCCGGCGGCAACUCCCAGUCGAAUAAACCCGCCUCCAUCGUCAACAGCACGGGCGCCGUCAUCUCCCGAAGCCAGUCCAGCCUGGUGGAGGCUUUCAACAAGAUCCUCAACAGCAAGAACCUGCUGCCCAGCUACAAGCCCGACCUGUCGGCGCCGCCGCCCCCCGAAUGGGGGCUCCCGCUACCGGCCGCGGGGUACCGCUGCCUGGAGUGCGGCGACGCCUUCGCCCUGGAGCGUAGCCUGGCGCGCCACUACGACCGGCGCUCGCUGCGCAUCGAGGUGACGUGCAACCACUGCGCCAAGCGGCUGGCGUUCUUCAACAAGUGCAGUCUGCUGCUGCACGCCCGCGAGCACAAAGAGCGAGGCCUGGUCAUGCAGUGCUCGCACCUGGUGAUGAGGCCCGUCACCGUGGAGCAGAUGAUUGGACAGCAGGACGUCACGCCCGUCGGUAGCAUGCUCUCCUCUUCGUCCCCCUCCGCCGCCGCCGCCGGCUCCAGCCCAAUGAAGGACGGCGUGGCGGCGCCCGCCGGAGGUCCGCCCCGACAGGUCCGGCGCGCCCCGCAGAGCCCGCAGGCGCUGAUGCCGCUGCCCUGCAAGAAAGCCGAGAGCCUGCAAUACAACAACUACAAAUGCCCCGAGUGCCAGACGCAGUUCUCCAGCAAGACGGCGCUGGUCUCCCACUUCCAGCAGAUCAGAGCCGCGCCCAAUUCGACGUGCUCUCAGUGCUCUCCGCCCAUGAUGCUGCCAAACACGUGCGCCGUGUCCGCCCACCAGAGGAUCCACAAGCACAAAGCACCCUACGUGUGCCCCGAGUGCGGGGGGGUGGCGCGGCAGGCCGGCUUCCAGACCCACCUGGACGAGGCCUGCCUGCACUUUGCUCGCCGCAUCGGCUACAGGUGCUCGAGUUGCCAAGUGGUUUUCGGCGGCUUGAACUCCAUCAAGUCCCACAUCCAGACGGCCCACUGCGAGGUGUUCCACAAAUGCCCCAGCUGCCCCAUGGCGUUCAAGUCGGCGCCCAGCGCCCAGACGCACAUCGGCACGCAGCACCCGGCGCUCACCGGCGGACAGGCCAAGAUGAUCUACAAGUGUGUCAUGUGCGACACAGUUUUUACCCAAAAGCCCUUGCUCUACAUGCACUUUGACACGCACCUGGCCAAGCAAAAGGUGCACGUGUUCAAGUGUCCCGACUGCACUAAGCUGUACGCGCAGAAAGGCUCCAUGAUGGAGCACAUCAAGACGGCGCACAGGGGCCCAGCGGCGAAACAGGAAGCCGCCGCCGAGCCCCCCGCCGCCACCACCCCCGUCCCGACGUCAGGCCCCAAGGCCAAACCCUCCGCCAAGCCCGACAACUCAGACGGCGAGGACUGGGGGCGAGAUCAGGAGGAGGAAGAGGACGAGGAGGAGGAGGAGGAGGAAGAAGAGGACGACGACGGGGACGAGGACUACGAGGGGCCCGGCUCGGGGGUGGUCGGGGCGACGCCCGGUGCCCCGACCGAGUGGACCUGCCCGCAGUGCCAGAGCACCUUCACGGACAAUGAAGACUAUCUCAGCCACGUCAAGAUGGAGCACGGCAAGUUCCCGUGUCGCAUCUGCGGGGGGAACUUCAGCACGUCGUCCAGCCUCAGGCGCCACGAGAGAGUCAUUCACGAGGGAAAUAAGAGGGUCUUCCAUUGCCAGUAUUGCACAGAGGGUAAACGAACCUUUGGCAGCCGCUUCCUGCUGGACAAACACAUCCGACUCAAGCACAGAGGCACGGACGGCCAGGCUCCACAGGCGGCGCCAAUGACCAGGAAGCGCGCCGCCACGGGCACAGAGGGUCCCGGCAGCUCUUCGGAGCAGGACGGCGAGGGCGGCGCUCCCGGCAGCAAGCCUGCGGCCGACGAAGAGAACGCCCCGGAGGACGGCGAGGAACCGGGCGCCGGCCCCGCCAAAAAAAGCCGGGCCUCCGCUGAGCCGGAGGAGGAGAGCGGCAGCGUGUUCCGAUGCGUGCCCUGCGGCUUCUCCACAGAGGACGGCGCAGAAUUCCAGCGCCACAUCCCGCAGCACCGCGCAGACACGGCCUCUUUCCAGUGCUUGCAGUGCGGCGUGUGCUUCGCCUCGGCCGGGUCGCUGGGCCGACACCGCUUCAUCACUCACCGCGUGCGGGACGCCCAGGGCGACGCUGACCGCGGCGCGGGACGGGCUUCCCCGGACGGCUCGCCCCGCGCCGGCGCGGCCUCGCCCCAAGCUCUGGGCGAGGACGCCGACGGCAACCUGAUCUGCAGGGUGUGCGGGCGGCGCUUCGAUAAGGCGUCGGACCUCAACACCCACUUCCGGACCCACGGCAUGGCCUUCCUCACUGCGCACAAGACGGACAAGCCCCAGUAGGACAAAAACGAGCCAGGCUAUAACAGGGGUUCUCAAACUUUUAGGGUCCGGGGAGAACAUUUUCCAAAAGGACCCCCUCCGUAAUCUACAGAGCACUGAAAUUAACUUUUAGCUGUCAACCGUUUCAACUUAAAUAUUACUAAACUGUUCAUUGAACCAAAUUAAACGUAAUGAGUCUUUGAGUGCAGUGAAAUCCCUGCCGUGAAUAGCGAAAAUCAGCACCCCCCCCCUCCCCCCAAAGGGUUGAAAAUUGCCUGUAGGUGUCAUAAAAUGGCAUCAAAACACUACUUUUCUACCAGACAGGGCAGUCGCUUGUCAAAAUGAACACGUUCACUGCCAUUGACGGCUUUAGAACUCAAAAUAUCCAAGUUAGCGUCAACAUGGUACAUAAGCAUCAGGUGCCAAACCAAAACUUGUUAAGACAGGGUGAAUACAUUUUUUAAAAAAACCUGCAAAUGGGUAAAUUUGUGAGUACUGAAUUGCAAAUAUGUGGGGGAAAACUAUUAAUAAACCCCUGAUAGUCGCAGAUAAGAGGGACUGAGCAGGGACAGAUUGUAAAUACACCAAAAACUAGAAUCCCCAAACACCUACAUAUUUCUAAUUAAUUUGACUAACAUUACUCGGGGAAAAAAAUUAAUUUCUUUGCAGAUUAAUUUAUAUGUAUGAUCCUUACUACUCUUAUUAGCCAGAGUUUUUAGCACCAUCUUAAAGAGCGUUAUAGAAAACACCCAAAAAUGUGAAUAGGUAAAUAAUCGCGUCACAGAUUUGAACUGGCCCAAAAAGUUAUGACGUAUGUUUGUUUAGUAUGUUGAACUGGCUUUCCCUAUUUGUUUAAAAAAAAAAAAAAAAAACAAACAAAAAAAUGUACUUAAAAGUUAAUUACAAAAAUAUUUGACAGACCCCAGUUUGAGAACCACUGCUCUAGAAUGUUUUCGUCACCCUACAUCUUGUCGUGCAUGCCCGGACUUCCUCCCCGUUUUGAGUGACAUAUUUUACGCUGCACGGCCGCCAUUUUACUGACCUCUCUCGAACUCUUUGAUUUGUACUCGUGAUAUUUAUUAUUUAUCAAUCAAACACUACUGCGAGACCACGCGCGGAUGGUUGUUGAAGGUGUUCGUUAAGAAGUUUGGGGGUAGUCCACGUUUUUUUUUUGUCAUGUAAAUACAUGAUUACACUACAACAAGAAAAAAAAAAUUACUUGCUAUGAUAAUGUGAAUACGUGUAGUAUUUGUACUUGUACUGUUCCUUUUUAUUCCAAGUAUCAAACAAGCGCCCCAGUAAGAGGAAGUCGAUGUCUAUCAAUAAUCGUAUUUCUUUUAUAAUGUUUGGGGGGGGGUAAAUACCUGUUUUGUUUGUAUCUUUUUAUAUAUGUGUCAUAUAUUUAUAUAGAUGGAUGAUAAUAGUGGAACAUUCAUGUUUUUUUUUUCCAUGGUUGUCUGCUUGCUGAAAACGCCAUACACAACACUUUUGUGCAGUUUCCAAAUAAAUGUCAAAAAGAGAUUUCAAUUUGGAUCGCGUGUUUAUAGCAUCUGACAACUGAGGUGACGACGGUGCAGGAUAUUCUCUUAAUUUUUAUAGCUUUUUGUAAAAUGAUUUAUUCCUCAUUAUAUCAGUAGAUCCAAAAAGAGAACAUGAUUUUGGUUUGCCUCUUCGGUUUAUAUUUGACGAGAAUGGCACGUAAAGUUGAGUUAGGGCCUCGAUUUCACUUUUAAAUUAACAACCAAGUAGGCUAAUUUACAAUUCAAACAUUUUAAAAUUGUUAAUAUGAAUUAUAUUCAAUUUCACUUUAGAUACUGUUAUCUAGGCUGGGGACGUAGAGUAAGAGGCAAAAAAUAAAAUCUACUAGAUGGCAAAAGGUAUCAUUAAUUAUUGACAUUCAAACAAAACAAUAAAAAACGUUUAUCUAAACACGCCAAUAUUUCAUGUUAGAUCAUCAUCGUAUCCACACAAACAUAUAUACAUACUGUAUAUGCAUAUUGAUAAUGUGCCGUGAUAUGUUUGGUCUACUACUCUAUGCAGUCUAGUAAAUAAAUUCCCCAUUGGCCACAAUUUCUAAAUGACAAACACCCAUUUAAUAAUAUUAAGUCAUGAUUUAGAAAGCCAUUACGAUACUUUUGGCCAAAAAAAUAAUACAUAUCAACAAAAAGCAUGAAUGAUAAAAUAUUGUACAUUAUUUGCAGGCUUGGUUAAACACAGGAAAAAUAAAAU